AUGAGUAUUGAGUACCAAGGAAAAGUAAUGGACGACAGUACUGAAGAAAUCUUUUUAGAUGAUGAAUGUUACACAGAUCUGAUAAAAAAAUUGAACGGCAUAAAACAAAUCGUAAGUGAUUCAAACUAUGAAGGAAGUAAAGAAACCUCCGUACAUACACUAUUGCAGGGGUGCAUUGAAAUACUGAACACUGGGAAAAACUCUUUGGAAUGUAUCCAGGAUGGAUCUUGUGAAUCAAGCAGCAUAGUUAGUGGAUUCUUAUCAUAUGAAAAAGGCAUAAUUGCUUCAUUUAAACAUUGUUCAGAGAGCAAUCUGAUUUAUGGCAAUUUAAUUAUGAAUGUAAAGGAAUUGCUCACCGAAUUAUUCAAAAAAGCGUCUGAAAUACAAAUAUUAUUUUUCAGUAUCUUAGAAAAAGUGAAAUUUGAUUUCUCUUUGAAUGGAGAUUUAAGCUUAUUGCUAAGAGUAUUGCAGAAUAUAUGGUAUGGUGCUGAAUCAGUACAUAAUGUGAGUAACAAAAUUAUGGCCACUCAUUGGAAAGCAUAUAUUACUAUGUUAAAGAAGUAUGCUGCAGAGCUAAAAGAUAAUAUCAUAAAUGAUGAACAAAUUGAUUUUAUAUGCUCAGAAAUUAAGAAAACAAUCUCAUCUUUCCACUACAAUGAUGAAGCCUCAUUGAAAUUAUCAAUGUAUAUGAUGAGUGUUUUAGUUAAACUUUGCUCGUAUGGUUGUGUAUCAAAAUCUCAUAACGUAUUAUUAGAGUUUAUUUUAUUCUUAAAUAGCUACUGGUUAUCUGACACACAAGAUGCUGUUGCCGUCAAAGAUAGAUUAUCACAAUUUGUUAAUCAGUUAGUGUUGUUAUUAGAUGAUACAUUUUUGGAGACAUUUCAGUCAAGCUGUCAAGAAAUAGUUAAUAGCAACUCUUCAAGUCGAAAGAUGUCUGCCAUGUACAUUGCAAUGUUGCUUAUAAAACGUCUAACAAAAACUCCAUGUGAUAAACAAGCUCAUCAGAUUAUUUGCAUUGUUUUUAACUUGAUGAAAUCUGCGAAUUCUGUAGUGUGUUGUUACAAUGUAGAUAUCUACGAAGAUCUACUGAUUAAUUUAACGUCAGUAAUACUAGUGUCUGAUUACAGUUUGUUUGAAAAUGUUGAGAACAUUUUAAUUGAAAAUAUUCUCAAUAUUGAGUAUUGGCCAGCUAUGUUUAGUACUGAUUUAUGGAUAAUUAUUAUGAGAUAUUUGUCACCAGAUUUACGUAUCUUACAAUUUUCAAAAUUAGCUAGACUUUUUGAAGCAUUGAUCGUUUUUCCAUGUUUUACUCAAUGUCCACAGCAUAUUUAUCUUGAAAUGUUGUUGAAAAGACAUUUCUCUUUAAUAACAAAUAAAAAUCAAUUAGUGAGUUGUUGUCCUCAACUAAAAUUACAAAGUCUGAAAUCUACUAUUGGAAUACUUCAUGUCUCAACACUUUCAAAAUACAAUCAACUAUCAGAAAUGAUAAAGAUCAUAAGUAUAUUACCAGAGCAAACAAAUUUUGAACACUUAAAUGAUGAUAUAAUACAUUUAUGGAGUUCUAUUGAAGACGAGUACCCACCAGAAUUCCUAUGUGCAUUAGUUGAAGUCAGUAUUUGUUCCGAAAAAUUACUGAAGACAAUUAUCCCAAAGACUACAAAAAUACUGAGUAGCUGGGCUAAUGAUGAUACUACAGAAAUGAAGCGAUGUAGACUACGGUUGAUUCAAUCAAUAUUAUUGCAUAUGCCAAGGUUCCAUGUGGAACUGGUUAUGGAAAUUUUGCUUCGGUACUUGUUUGAUCGUCAUCCAUUAGUACAACAAUGGACAGUUGAAACUAUAGUGUAUAUUUCCAGUGUUACUGAAAGUCAAAAUAACUUAAUUUAUGUUCUCUUUAAACAACCUAAAGUUCGAAUUAUUAUAACAGAUUAUUUGGAAAUGAAAAUCAAUCAUACUUAUAAUCAUAAUGAUUUGAUACAAUAUUUUGAACAAUUAUCCCUUUGUGGAAAAUUUCAACACAUGUGUUCAUUUAAUGGUAAAUUGGGUAAAGUAUUGGAUACAUUAAAAAAAGAUAUUGACUGUUUGAAUGAUAUAGUAAGUAAAACUCAAAUAACCACAGAUGAGCUGGGAAGAUUAAAAGAAUAUUCAUAUCUUUUAAAUAAUAUUUGUGAGACAAUGAAUUAA
Molecule: messenger RNA, 2181 nt
Organism: Macrosiphum euphorbiae (potato aphid)
Lineage: Eukaryota; Metazoa; Arthropoda; Insecta; Hemiptera; Aphididae
Source: the annotation of a GenBank genome assembly